Molecule: messenger RNA, 7090 nt
Organism: Choloepus didactylus (southern two-toed sloth)
Lineage: Eukaryota; Metazoa; Chordata; Mammalia; Pilosa; Megalonychidae
Gene: TRIOBP
Product: TRIO and F-actin binding protein
Exons: 23
Coding region: 16-6420 (2134 amino acids)
Biological process (GO): positive regulation of substrate adhesion-dependent cell spreading; actin filament organization
Cellular component (GO): actin cytoskeleton
Molecular function (GO): actin filament binding
Source: RefSeq, a predicted model, not a curated record
UCUGACUCUCCUGGCAUGGAGGGGUUGGCUGCAAAUGCCCCCUGCACACACUUGGAGGCCAACAGACCUACUCAGAGCCACUGUCAAAACUGCUUCCACCCUGAGGAGGCCCACAGAGCCGGGCACCAGCAGCCCCGGAGCCCUCCGCGUGCCGAGGCACCCUACUGCGACCUGCCUCGCCGCCCACCUGCACCUGAGGACCUGUUUGGCACCUUGACCUCCUGCUGCCAGUCUGUAGUGGGCGUGGGCCUCGGGCUGGGGCCUGAGAGGGGCCCGUCAGCAGGGCACCCUGAAGAAGUCCCCACAGCCAUCCCCAGGCGCAGGAGCCAGGAACUUGAGGCAGUGCCCUACCUGGAGGGCCUGACUGCCUCCCCGAGUGGCAGCCGCAACGAGGGCCCCGACGUUGCCACCAGCUCCAGUCUUGACUGUGACACCCCUGAUGACACCAGCAGCUCGUCCUCUGUGGACUGGGACCCUGACGAGAGGCAGGAGGAGGCCCCCACGUCCAAAGAGCUCCCCGUGAUGAUCCCACGGAGGCCCCAGGAGGGGCCUAGAGCUGACAGCCCCCGAAGGGCUCCGUCUGUCCUCGCCAGAUCUGCUGGGGGAGGUGACACCACAGGCCAGAGAAAGGAGGACACUGGCCCUGGGCGCCAGAGUCCUGGACAGCACUGGGCAAAGCUCCGGGGAGAAAGCGGGUACUUCUCCUUGGGGCGGCACCGAGCAGCGCCAACCCAGGCUGCCUCCACAGCACCACAGAGUGGACCUCGAAGUGCCACCCCCCAGGCUCCCUCUCCCCUUCGCUCUGCCCAACGGGACGUUGCUCAGGUGGCAUCUACACAAAAGGACAACCCCCAAGCCUCCUCUCCCCCUCGAACCACUCAACAGGACAACUCCAGAACCUCAUCCACACAAUGGGACACCCCAAGAGCUUCCUCUCCCUCAAGAACCUCCCGGUGGGAUAAUCCCCAAACCUCUUCCACUCAACGAAACAAUCCUCGAGUUUCCUCUCCCCCCAGAACCACCCAACAAGACAAGCCCCAGACUGCCUCUCCUUCUCAUACUCCCCAAUGGGAAAACCCCAGAACACCCUGUAGCCAACAUGAAAAUCCCAGAGCCUCUUCUUCCAACCGAGCCACCCAGCGGGACAACUCCAGAACAUCCUGUGCCCAACAUGACAAUCCCAGAGCCUCCUCUCCAAACAGAGCCACCCAACGGGACAACCCCAAAACAUCCUGUGCCCAACGGGACAAUCCCAGAGCCUCCUCUCCAAACAGAGCCACCCAACGGGACAACCCCAGAACAUCCUGUGCCCAACGGGACAAUCCCAGAGCCUCCUCUCUCAACCGAAUCACCCAGCAGGACAACCCCAGAACAUCCUGUGCCCAAUGUGACAAUCCCAGAGCCUCCUCUCCAAACAGAGCCACCCAAUGGGACAACCCCAAAACAUCCUGUGCCCAACGGGACAAUCCUAGAGCCUCCUCUCCAAACAGAGCCACCCAACAGGACAACCCCAAAACAUCCUGUGCCCAAUGGGCCAAUCCUAGAGCCUCCUCUCCAAACAGAGCCACCCAACGGGACAACCCCAAAACAUCCUGUGCCCAAUGGGACAAUCCCAGAGCCUCCUCUCUCAACCGAAUCACCCAGCAGGACAACCCCAGAACGUCUUGUGCCCAAGAUGACAAUCCCAGAGCCUCCUCUCCAAACAGAGCCACCCAACGGGACAACCCCAAAACAUCCUGUGCCCAACGUGACAAUCCUAGAGCCUCCUCUCCAAAUAGAGCCACCCAACGGGACAACCCCAGAACUUCUUGUGCCCAACAGAGUAACCCCAGAACUUCUUCUAUCCAACAAGACAAACCUAAACCCUCUUGCACACUACGGGAUAACCCCAGAACAUCUUGUUCCCAACGGGCCAACCCAUACUCCUCUUCCUUGCAGCAGAACACCUCUGGAACCUCUCCGCCUCGAAGCUGCACCCAAAAGGACAAUCCUGGAUCAUUGUCUCCCCAUCGCUCCACUCAACGGAGCAAUCCUAGGAAUUCCUCUCCCCACCGUACUAACAAAGAUAUCCCCUGGGCCUCCUUUCCUCUCCGGCCAACCCAGAGUGAUGGUCCCCGAACCUCUUCCCCAUCUCGCUCCAAGCAAAGUGAGGUUCCCUGGGCAUCCAUUGCCCUCCGGCCAACCCAGGGUGACAGGCCUCAGACCUCAUCUCCCACCAGACCAGCCCAGCAUGACCCUCCCCAGGCCUCUGGCCCCGCCCAGCACAACUCACCAGCCCAGGCCAUCUCCUCCUCCUCCCAUAACCCGGGCCACCACAGUGUCCCCCGGAUGUCUUACCCUCUGCACCCCACUACUCGGGGUGCAACCCAGACCUCUUCUGAGCCUUCUCAGCCUCUAUGUGCCGUGUGCAUUGGGCACCGGGAUGCCCCGCGAGCCUCUUCUCCUCCUCGCUAUUUGCAACAUGACCCUUUUCCCUUCUUUCCAGACCCCCAAGUGUCAGAGAGCGAAUCGCCCCACCACGAACCCCCCUAUUUACCACCUGCCGUGUGCAUCGGACACCGGGAUGCCCCCCGGGCUUCCUCACCCCCACGCUACUCCCAGUUUGACCCCUUCCCCUUCCUCCCAGACACACCAGAGGCCGAGAAUCCGUCCCCUCAGCAUGACCCUCCUCAGUUCCCCCCACCCGCGUGUAUUGGGUACCGCGAUGCCCCCCGGGCCUCCUCCCCACCACGCCAGGCUCCGGAACCCUCUCUCUUGUUCCAGGAUCUCCCCAGGGCUAGCACCGAGAGCCUUGUGCCCUCUACAGACUCUUGGCACGAGCCUCCCCGCCUCCCGACCCCGGUGUGCAUCGGGCACCGGGACGCCCCCUCCUUCUCGUCCCCACCACGCCAGGCCCCAGAGCCCUCUCUCUUCUACCAGGAGCCCCCGGGGACCAGUAUGGAGAGUCUGGCCCCCUCCACCGACUCUCUGCAUGGCUCCCCAGUGCUACCCCCGCAAGUGUGCAUUGGGCACCGGGACGCGCCUCGAGCCUCCUCCCCGCCCCGCCGCCCCCCCAGUGACCUAGCGCUCCUGGCACCCUCACCUCCGCCGGGCAGCUCGGGGGGCUCGCGGGGCUCGGUGCCCCCUGGGGAGACCAGGCACAACCUGGAGAGGGAGGAGUACACCGUGCUGGCUGACCUGCCCCCGCGCAGGAGGCUGGUGCAGAGGGAGCCGGGGCCCCAGGCGCAGCGCAGCCCCGGGGGCCGCACCCGCAGCCCCGGCCGCGCCGAGGUGGAGCGUCUCUUCAGGCAAGAGCGCAGGAAGUCCGAGGCACCAGGGGCCUCGCAGGCCCGGGACGAGGGGCGGUCGCCGCGGUCCGGCCAAGGUCAGAGCCAGCUUCUCCGAAGACAGUCCAGCCCCGCCCUCGGCAGGGAGGUGACCAAGCCCCCUCCGAAGCAGGCAGACCCGGCCCGGCAGAGCCCAGCCGAGCUCCCUCACCCCAGGAGCCCCGAGAAGCGCCCUGAGGGAGACCGAUGGCUCCAGAGGUCCUCACCGCCCCCCAGAACAGCCAGGACCCCUGAGAGGGAGCGGCGGACAGAGAGACCUCUGGAGAGUGGCCGGCUAGGCCCAAGGCAGCCUCUGGGGGGGUGGCCGAGCCAGGAGGAGUCCUCAGGGUCCCGGGGCCCUCACAGACACCUGGCGAGGGACUGGAGCAGCCAGGAGGGGGCCCCAGGCCCUGGGGGCUGGCGAAGUCUUGGGAACCUCAGCCGAGAGGCCACCAGGGCUCCUGAGGGAACAUGGAGGGGCCCUCCCAGGGAGUCUGAGAAGAGCUGGGGGCAGCGGGCAGGGACCUGGGAGGAGCUCCCCAGGAAUGGGCUGCGGGAGCCCCUCGAGAGCCCUCCAGAGAGCUCCUGGGGAGGCCCUGCAGAGUUCUCGCAAGCCCAUCAGCCCCACACACCCUGGGGUGCAGAGGGGCCGUGCCCACACCCGCGCUGCUCCAAGAGGCGACCUGAGCUCAACUGGAGGGACCUGGUGGCCCUCCUCCAGGCACCCCGCAUAGAGGAGCCGCUCCUCACCUCCCGCCUCCCCACGCUGGCCUGGGAAGGCCUCCUGGAGCUCCUGCAGGCCCGGCUGCCUCGCAAAGACCCCGCCGGACAUUGGGGUGCUUCAGGGCCAGAGCAGGAGUCCCCGGGCACAAAGGGAGCCCCAGAGCAAGAGCGACACGGCCGGCCCGACGGCUGGGCCAAGGCCAACCUGGUCAACGGACACAGCCCAGUGCAGGGGCCCCAGAGCCCAGCCCGGCCGCUCAGCCCAGCCUGCACCUCCACCCAGUGGCCAAAGACCGAAGUGACGAGUGGAACGGAGACCUCGACGGUGGCUGCUCUGGAGGAGCAGGGCCGGCUGGCAGUCGGGAGCCCUGCAGAGGGCCCCAGGGUGCCAGAGCAGGAGUUCCAACCAGAGGAGCCUGAGGAGUCAGAACCAAGAAGAGGUCAAGACUCCCUGAGUGACCAGAAGCAGGCAGACUCGGCAGACAAGCGGCCAGCAGAGGGCAAGGCCAGGAGCCCACUCAGGGGCCGACUGGUGACCUCAUGGCGGAUGCCCGGGGACCAGCCCACGCUGUUCAAUCCGUUCCUGCUGUCUCUGGGGGUCCUCAGGUGGCGAAGGCCCGAUCUGCUCAACUUCAAGAAGGGAUGGAUGUCAAUCUUGGACGAGCCCGGAGAGCCUCCCUGCCCCUCGCUCACCACCACCUCUCCUCCACAGUGGAAGAAACAUUGGUUUGUGCUGACAGACUCCAGCCUCAAGUAUUACAGGGACUCCACUGCUGAGGAGGCAGAUGAACUGGAUGGCGAGAUCGACCUGCGCUCCUGCACGGAUGUCACGGAGUACCCGGUGCAGCGCAACUAUGGCUUCCAGAUCCACACCAAGGACACCAUCUACACCUUGUCGGCCAUGACGUCAGGCAUCCGGCGGAACUGGAUCGAGGCUCUGAGGAAGACCGUGCGUCCAACUUCAGCCCCAGAUGUUACCAAGCUCUCGGACCGUAAUAAGGAGAACACACUGCACAGCUACGGCACUCCGAAGGGCUCCCUGAAGGCGGGCGAGCAGCGGACAGGCUCGGAGGUCAUUGGACGGGGCGGCCCGCGGAAGACGGAUGGGCAGCGGCAGUCCCUGGAUUAUGUGGAGCUCUCCCCGCUGACUCAGGGCUCCCCGCAGCGGGCCCGCGCCCCUGCCCGCGCCCCUGACCGCCUGGCCAAGCAGGAGGAACUGGAGCGGGACCUGGCCCAGCGCUCCGAGGAGCGACGGAAGUGGUUCGAGGCCACGGACGGCAAGGCCACGGAGACAGCGCCUGGGGAGGGGCCACGCCGGGGCUUGGGCGCCCCUCUGACCGAGGACCAGCAGAGCCGGCUCAGUGAGGAGAUCGAGAAGAAAUGGCAGGAGCUGGAGAAGCUGCCGCUGCGGGAGAACAAGAGGGUGCCUCUCGCCGCUCUGCUCAACCAAAACCGCGGGGAGCGCCGGGGGCCCACGAGUGAUAGUCACGAGGCCCUGGAAAAGGAGGUCCAGUCUCUUCGCUCCCAGCUGGAGGCAUGGCGUCUGCGAGGGGAGGCACCUCAGGAUGCACCCAGACCCCAGGAGGAUGGCCACACACCCCCAGGCUACAUCUCACAGGAGGCGUGCGAGCGCAGCCUUGCAGAGAUGGAAUCCUCGCAUCAGCAGGUGAUGGAGGAGCUGCAGCGGCACCAUGAGCGGGAGCUGCAGCGGCUACAGCAGGAGAAGGAGUGGCUCCUGGCCGAGGAGACAGCGGCCACGGCCUCCGCCAUCGAAGCCAUGAAGAAGGCCUACCAAGAGGAGCUGAACCGGGAGCUGAGCAAGACUCGGAGUCUCCAGCAGGGCCCGGAUGGUCUCCGGAAGCAGCACCAGUCAGAUGUGGAGGCACUGAAGCGGGAGCUGCAGGUGCUGUCGGAGCAGUACUCGCAGAAGUGCCUGGAGAUUGGGGCCCUGACACGGCAGGCCGAGGAGCGGGAGCACACGCUGCGGCGCUGCCAACAGGAGGGCCAGGAGCUGCUGCGCCACAACCAGGAAUUGCACACCCGCUUGUCGGAGGAGAUUGACCGGCUGCGCAGCUUCAUUUCCUCACAGGGCACAGGCAAUGGCUGUGGGCGCAGCAACGAGCGGAGCUCCUGUGAGCUGGAGGUGCUGUUGCGAGUGAAGGAGAAUGAACUUCAGUACCUGAAGAAAGAGGUGCAGUGUCUCCGGGACGAGCUCCAGGUGAUGCAAAAAGACAAGCGCUUCACCUCGGGCAAAUACCAGGACGUGUAUGUGGAGCUGAACCACAUCAAGACGCGGUCGGAGCGGGAGAUCGAGCAGCUGAAGGAGCACCUCCGCCUGGCCAUGGCUGCCCUGCAGGAGAAGGAGUCCAUGCGCAACAGCCUGGCAGAGUAGAGGUCCCUGAGGUCCAGUCCAGCUGGAGACCCUCCACCCUCCAAGCCCCGGGGACCAGUCUCCCUCCCUCCCUGCUGGAUGGAAGCCAGAAGCCAAGCUUUCUCCCCACCCUCUGUGGGCCGCAUGUGUACUCACACCCAUCACACACACACACACACCACACACACACACGCAUGCACACAUGCACACACACUCUGCAUAUCUGAGCGUGCCCUUCGCACUGGGUCUUAACCUUGCACCUUUUUCAGGAUUUUAUAUGUGAAGAGAUUUUUAUAUAGAUUUUUUUUCCCUUUUUUUUCCAAAACACUUUAUACUUUUCAAAAAAGCAAUUCUUGGUGGCUGUGUGCCUCGAACACUGGCUCCCCCGCUCCAUCCAUGCCUCGCUUGGGCUUCGGGCCGUGGCCCUGCUCCAAGGACCUAGCGGAGGCCCGGGCAGCAGCCGAGGCGAGGUUGCCUCUGCUGGGGAGAGGUGGGAGCCAGCCACCCCCUCUCUACCCCACCUCCCACUAACUGCUUCCUGCCCCGAGUGGACCCAUAUCCUGGGCUCUGGAGGGAGGGCCAGGUGGGUGGAGGGGGCUGACAGCUGUCCCCGUGGCCCCACCUUCUCUUCUGAAGGUGUUUCUCUCCUGCUCCGUAAACCUACCUAACUUAAUAAAAUGUUCCAACAGCU